CACACACACACACACACACUCUCUCUCUCUCUCUCUCUCUCUCUCUCUCUCUCUCUGCUGAGGAUGCUGUGUGUGUAAAUUAUCUCUCCAUCUCUAAUACAGACAUGUGAACUGAUCGUGCAACCUUUUCUCACUGACGCUGAACGUCUUGCAAGCCACUUGAAAACAACAGCUUUUGGUGUCUGUCAAAAUUGAGCAAGAUGCAAGAAUAUAUAAUUGAGCUUUUAAAACUGUGAAAGCAUCUCAGAAAGUCCUCAAAAAGAAAUGAAACUAAAAUUAAACUGACAGUCAUGAGAACCUAGAACCACUGUUUUUUAAUGAAACAUGAGCAUGACUGACAAGCUUGGUGGACCUGUUGGACCUAGCUUUCAGAACAAUGAUGGGGAAAUCAUAAACAACAACAGACGCUCAGAGCUUUCUUGGGAUGGGGAUGCUAAUGCAAAUGAAAUUACAAGUAAAGAUGGUAGAACUUCGGAGGACAUUGGUACUCAGUCUUCUUUUGUAUCUCAUAUUGAGGAACAGGACAAAAUCAUCAUCUGGGGGACAGACUCUCAGUAUGAUGAUCCUGAACUGGCAGAGUUUGAGAUGUUGGAAUGUCAGGAACUGGAGGCCUACCUUGUUGAUUCAGAGGACAGUUAUGUAAAAGAGGACACUACUACAUUAGGAACCAUUUCCAAAUCCAUCACUCAAAAAGACCCAAAACAUGAGGUUAAGGAGCAAGAAACGCACAAGUCCAUCAGCAAAGAGAUGGAGACAUGUACUUCUAAAGCUGAGUUUAGCUCAGAUAAUGAUGUAUUUGUAUCUUGUUACUCCACAAUGUCCAGCCUUGCCUCACAGUCCUGUCUCACAAUCUCAGAUAAAAGCAGAAGUUCUCCACACACUGAAGGCAAUCAUGUAGAUCUCAAUCUGAACACUACUAUCCUUCUAGAGGAACCUUUUUUAGAAGCACAAGAAAACGGAACAGCUCAAAAACAACCUGUUAAAACAUGUAGAGUAUCCUCAGACCCUUUGACAAAUGACUUAAAUGAAUGUAAAUCAACCAUUGCAGGUGCUAAAAAUGAGCACAAUACAAAAGAAAAUACCAGUGAAAACAAUGAAGAUGCUGCUGAGAAACACCUGACUUCAAUUAAGGAAGAAUGCAAACAUAAAGAUCCAAAAACGGUUUCGUUUCAGCAAAAAUCCUGCCAACCAUUUGGGUCAGAUGAUGCACAAUCUUUUUCAGUGGCCAGCAAGACUCCUCACAAUACCAGUCAUGAAGUAAAAUCUAAAAAAUCUCAAAAGGAGGACACUUCAGAAAUGACUCAAAGAUCCUUCAAGCAAGACUCCAUAGAAACACUCAGUCACAGUGUGGUAGCAGAACCCAGACUGUACCAGAAACAGGCAUCUUUUGAAAACAUUCAGAGUGCUAGCCCAUCCAGCCUGGAAAGGAAAAUACCAUGGAGCACUUCAUCCCAUCCUUCUACUCCUCAGUUUUCUAAGACCACCAGCUCACCAAAACGACAAACUCUAUCUUCACCAGCCAGAACUGUCAGCACACGAACUCCAAACCUGGAACCUUCUGGUUCUCCGCAGAGGCUUGCUAGUGGUUUGAAGCUUCCAAGUAAAAGCUGUUUCAGUAGUGGCAUCCCAAAACCAAUUUCUCCUCAACAGCCACCUAUAUCAGAAUCCGGAUUUAUCAAGUCUUCUCCUCCUCAACGGCCUAAAAAUGUCCGGCCAAAAAUCAUCACUUACGUCCAUAAGAGCCCUCAGCCAAAGCCACAUUCCUCAGAGAGCUCAUAUGAAGCAUCUACUCUGCCUUCAAGGCUUUCACCAUACUCUAGUGUGCAGGCAACAAAAGAACAAAAAGUUGUAGUAUCUAGAGGCUCACCAGUGAAGAGCUCCUCUAACAUCCUACAUGACAAAUAUCGACAGGAUUUGCAAAAAUCUGGAUACUACUCACCACCUUGCCUGAUGAUGUCUGGAAUCAGACAACCAGUUCAUACUGUACCUCAUAAAAUGGUAGGAAAGUCAGAAAGUUUUCAUGGUGAACUCCCAGGCAAAUAUCUGCACGAGGUGGGCAGAGGUGUCCACCUUGGUGCACAUGAAGUAGCUGGUGCCUGUCGAUCACCAAGGGCUCUAAGGCCUCAGCUCGGCCUUGGAGCUGUUACAAGACAACCUACAACCAAAGCCAGGAUGCUGAUGACAGGACAGAGAUCAGCUUCACCUCUCAGCCACUCAGCUUCACUAGGGCAAACUGCACACUGCUACCAAGAUUCCACAGGGGAGGUAAAGAAGCCCAUAUUAGUGGUUGCUCCCAAAUCCUUCCUCCCAAAAUCAGGUCAGUCUGGCCUGCGCCCACCGGGCUUCUCCCACCUACCUGUUGCACGCCUGGCAGCUUUUGGCUUCGUUCGCAGUGCCAGUGUGUCCUCCGUGUCCAGCAACCAAUCCAAUGAUAGUACUCACAGCAGCCCAAGCCACCCUCCUCACUGUCAAAACAGGGAAAAUGAGGAGAACGUUGUGCCUCGUGCUUCUUUUUCACCCAGUGACAGGGGCAGCGGUAGACGAUCUAGCCUUGGAAAUACCCAGAGUGCAAACCGGCGCUCUGUGGUGCCUCCACCUCGUGGUUCACCUGUUGCUGCUAAAAAGGAGUUUAAAAGAGAUGGAGAUGUUGCUCAUCCUGCUCUGUCCUCUCCGAAGAGAUUUGCAAUGGUCUCACCCAAGCCUCAUUCCCCUGUGCGUCAGAGGUCAUGUGUGGCGCAUCUCGGAGGCCGGAGAGAGGGAUUGGAUGCGGAGCGUGAGCGUGAGCGUCUCUUGGCGGUACAGGGGCUAAAAGAGCGCUGUGAGGAACAGGCCAAGCAAAUCAUUGCCCUUCAGGCCCAGCUGGAAAAAACCUCACUCUGCAUGGACAUCUUGGGGAUAACCACUCAGCACUUCUGCCACAAGAACGAGAAUGCCUUGGUGAAGGAGAGGGAGUUGUCCCUGGAGCUUUCCAGGAUCAGGGAUGAAGUGGUGGUCAGCGUGGGCCGGUGGGAGCGCUUGCAGGGUGAGAAGGCUGAGUUGGAGCGCAUUUUUGAGCAGCAGCUGAGGAAGCUGAAGGACGAGCAGGAGAAGGAUCUUCGGGAUCUGAAGGAGAGGCUCAUAGAAGAGCAGCAGAAGGCGAUUGCACUUCUGCAGCAACAGCAGAGCAGCCAGCUAGAGCAGCUCAGCACCCAGCAUCAACAGCAGGUGGAAGAGAUGAGUGAGAGCCAUGAGGCGGCCAUGCUGGAGAUGGAGGCCGCUCAAAGUGCCACACUUGUCACUUUACAGGAGGAGCAUGCUAGGACGGUCAAAAAUCUCAAGAUGGCACACGAACAGCAGAGAACCCUGGAAGAAGAAUUUGAAAAACUCAGAUUGUCACUGCAGGAUCAGGUGGACACACUGACGUUUCAGAACCGCAGCUUGAGUGAUCGAGCCAAACGCUUCGAGGAGGCGCUGCGCAGAAGUACAGAUGAACAGAUUGUGGAAGCUUUGGCCCCAUAUCAGCACAUAGAAGAGGAUCUUAAGAGUCUCAAAGAGGUUCUAGAGAUGAAGAAUCAACAGAUCCACCAACAAGAAGUCAAGAUAUCUGAGUUGGAGAAACUGGCUCAGAAGAAUGCCUUGUUGGAGGAGCGUGUUCAGGUGCUGCAGCAGCAGAAUGAGGACCUCAAGGCGAGAAUAGACCUCAACCUUGCCAUGUCCAGGCAACUGUCAGAGGAGAACGCAAACCUGCAGGAGUACGUGGAGAAGGAGAGUAAUGAGAAAAAGCGCUUGAGUCGCACAAACGAAGAGCUGCUCUGGCGUCUGCAAACGGGUGAAUUGAGCCCACGCAUGUCACCAAACCAGUCGCCACUCCAUCGACCUUCUUCAAGCCCUGGCUCGCCAUCCCAUCUCCCACCCUUUCCUAGAUGAACUCAACUAUCUUUCUUUCACUUUCUUCCUCUCUUUCAGUCUGUUCAUUAGUUCCAUUUCUAACUGCUCCCUCUUUAAUCAGGCAAAAGUGCAAGCAGACACUUAAGGUGCUUUCAGUAGUGAUAUAGACUGUAUCAGUUGAGCGUUAUGUGCUGUAAAUGGGUGCUGAUAACUAGGUUAUCUCAGGAGGUUCAGGAGGAGUGUGUCUGAAUUCAAAUCCCUAAGUCCUCUGUAACUCACAAUCAGACAUUUUUAAUUCUUUAAGAACAAACGGGACUCCAUGUAGAGCAGUUUCAGCAUAACACAACAUGGAAAGACAGCCCAUUAGUUUGUUCAUUUUAACAACUUUUUUAAUGACCAUUAUCAUGUAAAUCUGAACACAGUCAGUUUUUUAAAUGCUCAUUUUUCUACCCUACUUGAAUCACGCAUAAUGAAGUACAGACUACCACUGGCGUGAUUAGCAAAUUGGCAGUAUAAUUUAGCUUCUACAGUGCUUGUAUGUCAAACUUUGCUUUAAACCAGCAUUUGCAGCUUAAAUAGGAUGAACACUGAAAAAGACAGCAUAAACAAUACACAGGAUUCCUAUAUUGAAUUAUUUAUUCAUUCAGUCAUUUCCAGCAAGUGAUUUAUCUUGCCCAGAGUCAUUUGUAAAUUUGCAUCCCAUCCCGAGAACACUGGGCAUGAGGUGGGAAGACAUCCUGAUUUGGACACCAGGCCAUCACUGGCAUCAUCCAAACACUUUGUUUAGUGAAGACAGUUCAUUUGCUGACGUUUUUCUAGGGGGGGUGAAAGGAACAGAGAGAACUCAACCACAAAGAGCAUGUACAGAAACAUCCGGAAAUCUUUCUGUGAAUAUUGCAUUAUACCAAACAUUAUAUUAUAAUCAAAGUUGCCAUUGUUCCCCCUUAUUUAUUAUUUCAUAAUAUUUAAAAAUAAAUACAUAGAAAACAGUACUCUGUAAUCUACUUAACUAUUGUAGUUUAAUUUUAAAAGUUGUAGUUUAGUGAAACAAUAAGAAACAAACCAAUUUAUUGUACAAUAGAGAUAAAUACAGCUAAUUCAGGGCUGCUAAUAAGAGGCAUGAAGCUGGCCCCCUUUUUUAAAGCUUUUUUAAUAUGGGGAAAAAAAAUCCCUCUUCUCAUUUACAGCAUGGAGGGCAAAAUCAAAGGUCAAUACAGCCCAAUUUUGGUGUCUAGAGCAAAAUCUUGCUCAGCACCUUUACCUCCAUUUCCCAGUUUAAAAUCCUAGACAGGUCGGUAAACAGCUGCUUUUAACAAAAUUACCUAGAUAACUUUAUAUCAACAAUAACUCAAGCUCUGCAAUAAACCAGAGAUCCAGGAGCUGUAAGGUGGAAAUGUUAGUUGCUGUGAAUGCCAUACUGUCACCCCAGUACAUUAUUAUUAUUCAUCCAGGUCCAUAGUAAAGUUGCGCACUGAUACAACACAGAACACAUUUCACAUGAAUAUUGUUUUCUCUGCAAAUAUACUGUACAGUCCUGAUUGUACUGAUAUAGUAAUAGUGACCAUCACUGUCCGUAUACAACCAAAGUAGUGGCUCAUUCAUUCUUCUAAGUUUUAAAAAGAUUUAAAAAAACACAAUUAGGAAAGUAAAAUAUGUUCACAGUCUAUUUAAUGUACUUUACUAGGCUGUUCUCAACAUUACUCUCUUCUCAGUGGAAAAUAUUCAUGCCUUCAUGUUUUGGUCAGCAAUGUUUACAGAACUUUGUUAGCCUCCAUUCAGGAAAACUGCCACUGCUGUUCCUCUCAUGGACAAACUUCCAAUACAAGUCUUCCAUUUGACCACAGAUGUUGUAUUUGGAUAGCAACCUGCUAACGCAACACCGAAGAGAUUUCAUCAUGUGCAGGAGACAGACUUGGCUACACUCGAAUGUUGCUAAGCUAACAUAAGGCUAUAUCAAGAUAAUACCAUAUUUCUAGUUUUGCAAUGUUAGCCCUUGAGCUACAGUACAUUAUGCCAAACCUGCUAGCAUGCUCAAAUUUUACAGUGAUGUACUGUAGAUCAUCUGUCAAACAUGAAAUGCAGAGAGUGUCAGGAAAUUAACUGUUAUUGUGUAACAUUAAGUUUGAAUUUAUCAACAACAACAAAAAAAAGAUGUUUUGAUAGCAUGGGAAGUACUUUAGCAUUUUACUAGUUCACUUUUUGAAAUGAUGCUAUGUCAGCUGUGUUUCUGGUUACACAGAGACUUUUAGGAUAUACACAUUUUAAAGCCAUUAUGCAUCUCUAUUUUUACUAUUCCAGUAUCAAAUUCACCCUUUCUUUCUUUUUUUCCCCCUGCAAAGCAAAGGCAAAACACAAACGCAAAAACAAACUAGCUCGUAAAUUAGGAAGAGCCCAGGAAUUGAGACUGGGAGCCAAUGUGUUAUCAAUGAGCAAGAUACAUUAAUCUUUCUUCCAUUAGCUAUGCCACAAUACCAGUGAAACAUAAAACAAAUAAAUAAUUUAAGUUUGCCCACUAUAAUCCAAAUCCCUGAGUAUACGUUAGUGAUGAGUGAUGAGAAAUGAAAGCAAAAGUGAGAAAGUAAAAAUGUUUGUCUUCUUUAUUUUUUAAGUUAAUUAAUUAUAAUCAUUGAAUGAAUGAUGUUAUUUAUUUGCAGAUGUCAGUAUAUAGUAAGUGUACUUACUGAAUGUUUUCUACGAUUACUGUAGGUUUUUACAGUACUAUAUUGUAUUUAAUUUAACCAGUCAGUGUCUGACAAUCCCACAAACCUCCAAAGCUAAAAAAAAAAAAGCCUUUGUCUCAUUCUCAGUGUUGAACUCUGUUUUUUUUUUUGUAUUCUUUUUUUUAUAUUGCAUUUUGUAUUGUGCAUUACUAUCAUUUGUCCCAGUCUAAUAUUAAUCUCAGGUUCUGAAGGUUCUGUUGAAGGCGCUUAAAUAUACUAUGUACAAUUAUAGCAAAUGAUAUGUUUUUAACUUAAAGCUUACACAUGAAAUAAAAUUGGUAUUGGGUGUAAUACACUUCACAGAGAACAGUAUAUCAGGUAAACACUGUGGGGAAAGAGAAUGAGAAAUAACAUUUAACAUUUUCAUAAUUAGUCUAUUUGUGUCCAACAUUGGAAUUGCAUUGUAUCCAGUUUUUCCAGUAGCUUGGUACAAUUUUUUUGUGUGUCAAUCCCAUAGACAUUUUCAUUUUAUAGGUUGAACUGUGCAUUAUUCUUUCUAAGUUUACGUGUCUUCAUUUAUGUUGUAAAAGUUAUGUGUUUUUAUGUUCUAUCCGAAAUAAGAGCAUGUCUUAAAGCUGUGAUUUUGUUGUAUUAAGUUGCUCUUGUAAACCAUGUAAGUAAAGCUUAGAUUACAGUUUGAAACUAGGAUGUGUUCAGAGAGAUCUGUUUGUUUAUAUAUUGCACUUUUGGAAUUGACUGUAAAUUCAAGACCACGGUUUAGGCACUUUCAAAAGAAUGAGUGAACAUUAUUUACAGUUUACAAGAAUCCUAUUCAGAACUAAUUUAGCCUACAUGAUAUAUCAGGCAGCAGCUAUGUAUGAUCUACUAAAGUCAAUUAAUGCAUUGGUUUAUAAAUAAAAGAAAAUAGUAUCAUAUCAUUGUGUUUUUAGUUUGACAUUAUUUUCAUAGAGCUUUUAACCAUGUACAUUGUUAAUAAGCAGAAACGAGGAUCAUUUAAAAUCAAUACACUAGUUAAUUCCUUUAGGUUAUGUCAGUGCUUACUGUGUCCCUGACACAAAAAUCAGCACAGACAUUCGCAGCACAAACAUUUAGAGCAGCAUGAAGUAAUGCAUUCAUGCAAAUCAUUAAUCUGCAUGUCAGGGUGACUGUGGAGCUAAAGUUUGAUUGUGAUUGAUCCUGGACUGUGUAGGUAGUAG
Messenger RNA from Silurus meridionalis, 7744 nucleotides. It is a transcript of the gene mtus2b, whose product is annotated as microtubule associated tumor suppressor candidate 2b. Gene Ontology annotation, cellular component: nucleus; cytoplasm. Gene Ontology annotation, molecular function: microtubule binding. The record is from RefSeq and is a predicted model, not a curated record. Lineage: Eukaryota; Metazoa; Chordata; Actinopteri; Siluriformes; Siluridae.